Molecule: messenger RNA, 3099 nt
Organism: Amblyraja radiata (thorny skate)
Lineage: Eukaryota; Metazoa; Chordata; Chondrichthyes; Rajiformes; Rajidae
Gene: det1
Product: DET1 partner of COP1 E3 ubiquitin ligase
Exons: 5
Coding region: 174-1832 (552 amino acids)
Biological process (GO): positive regulation of proteasomal ubiquitin-dependent protein catabolic process; protein ubiquitination
Cellular component (GO): nucleus; cullin-RING ubiquitin ligase complex
Molecular function (GO): ubiquitin protein ligase binding; ubiquitin-like ligase-substrate adaptor activity
Source: RefSeq, a predicted model, not a curated record
GCAGCGGUGCAGUGUGGGAUCGGCGCUGGUCCUCCGGCUGGAAGCCGGAGCCGGGAGCGGUGCAGUGUGGGAUAGGCGCUGGUCCUCCGGCUGAGUGCCGGAGCCGGGAACGGGAACGUCGGCGCCGGGUCACCGCCCGACCCUGCAGAGACAACGUGUGGUGAUGGCUGAGAAUGGAUGAUGAUGACCCGACCAUCAAGCCUCGUCGGAUUGAGAACCAGAAUGUGGUUUACCGGCUGGAGCGGCGGCGCAUGCACUCGGGCAGGCCAGGUGCCCACUGGUACAUGGUGCGAUGCUUGCACCAGAACGUCUUCCCCAACUUCACCGUGGUCAACGUGGAAAAGCCCCCCUGCUUCCUGCGCAAGUUCUCCCCUGAUGGACGCUACUUCAUUGCCUUCUCCCUGGACCAGACCUCGCUGGAGAUCUACGAGUACCAGGGCUGCCAGGCUGCCGAGGACCUCCUGCAGGGGCACGAUGGGGAGAUCAUGCUGAACGGCAGCGGCGACCUGCAGUCGGUCAACGUCCGCGGCAAGCUCUUCGAGCGCUUCUUCGUGCUGCUGCACGUCACCAGCGUGGCGUCGAACGGGGAGCACCUAAACCGCGAGUGCAGUCUGUUCACCGACGACUGCCGGUACGUCAUCGUUGGAUCGGCCGCCUACCUCCCUGAGGAGCCCCAUCCUCUCUUCUUCGAGGUUUAUCGAAACAAUGAGUCGGUCACGCCGAACCCUCGCUCUCCUCUGGAAGAUUACUCCCUGCACAUCAUUGAUCUGCACACAGGGAGCCUCUGCGAUACACGAUCAUUCAAGUGUGACAAGAUCAUUCUCUCGCACAACCAAGGGCUUUACCUGUAUAAGAACAUCCUGGCCGUUCUCUCUGUGCAGCAUCAGACCAUCCACGUGUUUCAGGUCACACCCGAGGGGACCUUCAUUGAUGUUCGCACCAUCGGGCGGUUCUGCUAUGAAGAUGACCUCCUCACCAUCUCCGCGGUGUACCCUGAGGUGCAGGGCGACGCGCAGAAUGCCACCUCGCGGCCCUUCAAGGAGAAGACGCUGAACUCGCUGAAGCACCGGCUGCUAGUGUACCUAUGGCAGAGAGCGGAGCACGACGGCAGCGCCGCGGCCAAGCGCCGCUUCUUCCAGUACUUCGAUCAGCUGCAGCAGCUGCGCAUGUGGAAGAUGCAGCUUCUGGAUGAGAACCAUCUCCUGAUCAAGUACACAAGCGAGGACGUGGUGACACUCCGGGUCACGGACCCUUCUCAGCCGUCGUUCUUUGUUGUUUAUAACAUGGUUACCACUCGGGUCCUGGCUGUGUUUGAGAAUACUUGCGACGAGCUUUUACAACUGUUUGAGAAUUUCUGUGACCUCUAUCGAAAUGCCACCCUGCACAGUGAAGCAGUCCAGUUUCCCUGCUCUGCAUCCAGCAAUAACUUUGCCAGGCAGAUCCAGCGAAGGUUUAAAGACACUAUUGUGAAUGCCAAAUACGGGGGUCACACUGAGGCAGUGAGGCGACUGCUUGGGCAGCUCCCCAUCAGUGCACAGUCGUACAGCAGCAGCCCAUACCUUGAUCUCUCCCUCUUUAGCUACGAUGACAAGUGGGUCUCAGUAAUGGAGCGGCCAAAGACUUGCGGGGAUCACCCCAUCAGAUUUUAUGCUCGGGACUCGGGCCUACUGAAGUUCAAAAUCCAAGCAGGGCUGCUAGGUCGGCCUGUUAAUCACACGGUGCGGCGCCUCGUGGCUUUCACCUUUCAUCCUUUCGAACCAUUUGCCAUUUCAGUACAGAGGACCAAUGCGGAGUACGUGGUCAGUUUUCACAUGCGUCACACGUGCGUGUGAAGAUGGUGUUGGGCCCACAUCAUUAGGGUGUGUCAGGAGGAGAUCUAAACGAGAGUCUGGAACCACCAAAGGUAGAACUUGGAAGAAGCGUAGUGGAAGGCAACAACCUUAGAUUCAGUAUUCUAACUCGUCUUUCACACCCAAUCCGCUGAGCGGCCAGGAAAGUGGAUGACCAAGUCAGUGGAAAAGGUAAACCUCUUGACAGUGGCAUCUCUGGAGCGCUGGUCCCCGAUAUUGUGCAACUAUCAUUUAUUUUCAGUUCAUUGCUCAAAUGACGGCAGACCCGGCAAUCGAACAGUUCACUACCAGCUUGGGAUAGACACGAAAUGCUGGAGUAACACAGCGGGACAGGCAGCCUCUCUGAAGAGCAGGAAUGGGUGACGUUUCAGGUGGAGACCCUUCUUCUCGACCCGAAACAUCACCCAUUCCUUCUCUCCAGAGAGGUUGCCUGUCCCGCUGAGUUACUCCAGCAUUUUGUGUCUCUCUUCGGUUUAAACCAGCAUCUACAGUUCCUCCCUACACACUACCAGCUUGGGAAUCGAUGGAGUCGGUGCAAUAAAACGUGGUUCAUUGUUUUACCAUUUGGCGGAAGUGAAGUCCCAUUUUAAACUGGGAACCAAGGAUGGAUGAGUCUUACUGUGGACAGGGUGGUGAGAAUCUGGAAUUGCUAAUAUUAUUAAUAAUAAAAUCAGAAAUUGAUGGAAGUAUGUAGCAGUUCAAAAGCCUGGGGAAUACAGAAAAUGGUAUUAAAGCCUUCCUCUGGAAGCUUGGAGUAAUUAGGUGGAUUCUCUCCAAAAUAUUGACCUGUUUUGUUUUCUGUAGCUGUAGGUUUAUUUGUGUUCCUGUGAAAUGACCUUUUUUAAAUUGAAACUGGAUAUAAUGUACCAGCUCUGUCCAAUUGAAGGUCCUGUUGCCUAGAAAUGUAUUGUUGGUUGCGAUUGCUAAAUAGCAUCUCUGGCCGUAUCUCAGUCUUGUACUCUGCUCCGACUGAGGUUGGUCUUAUGACUGGCGAGGAAUUUCUGGGCAUCAGUUUUCUUUUAAUUUCACCAGUGUUGUGAAUUUAUUGUACCACAUUUAAUUUCACAUGGAAGUGUUCUGCUACCAUGGAACCAGGUUUGCAUUCCCCUCCUGUAUGCAAGAAUUAUUGUAUGAUGAAUUUCUAAUUUUACAAAUGACUUUCAACUCGUUUUCAUCUGAAUGCUACAUUUUAUAAACACCUUUAUACUUAAGGACAUCACAUUGGUCAAUAAAAUUUUUGCAGAAUGGU